AUGUCCGACAUGUAUUUGAGGUGUGAUAGUCCCAAGCCCCUUGAGGAACCUCCGUCAAAAAGACAGAAAAUCGCUGAGAUUAAGGAUGAGGAUUUUGAGAAUAAACUGACGAUACCCAUUGCUCUCGAGCUUGGUGAGGAAUCCAGAGAUCUUGAACUCAAACUCUCGGAGAAAUGUCUCGCUUUUUCUAGAUGCGAUAUUGCACAGCCCGCGAAAUGUCAGUGUAGAUGUUGUCUCUACACCAAAUAUGGACAUGUGGUAUUUUUACCGCACGACAGUCAUCAAGAUGGCGAAGAAGGGCCAGGAGAGAAAUGCGCGGAAUGUAUUAGUGUUGAAGGGACUGUGAUUAGAGGUCAAUAUGCUGUCGAGAUCUCAGAUCCUCUACCUCUGUCACCUGAAGUUCGACAUGAUCUCGCGUAUCAUUUUCGAGUGUUCAGGGAAAUCUUGAGUACCAUGUUUUCAACCACCAUCCAAGACUUGAGGAAGAGGAUGGCACAGGUCAAAAUAGAAAGUAUGCCAGCGCUGCAGGAAGAGAUGUUGGGGCUACAGAAGGAAAUCAAAGAAUCUAAUGAUCAGCUAGACGCACUGGGGAAAGAACUGGAACGGAUUUUCACAACAAUGAUGAUGAAUGGAGUAGAUCCACUGGAAACGAAAACUGAUCUUUCGACAACAAACGAAAAAAACUUGCCGACACUUGUGCAUUUGAGGAAAGCAGCGGUGAGCAGUGCCGAGUCGUCACUGAAAGAAGAAGUCGACAGAUUGAAGAUGGAAAAUGCGAGACUCGAGACCAAGGUACGAAAGCUGGAGGAAGAAAAUGUGGAGAUGAAACAAUAUGGGGUUCAGAGUGUUCAGGUCGAAUUUUAUAACUCGGACGAAAAAUCGGAUUCAUGA
Messenger RNA from Sclerotinia borealis F-4128, 891 nucleotides. The record is from the annotation of a GenBank genome assembly. Lineage: Eukaryota; Fungi; Ascomycota; Leotiomycetes; Helotiales; Sclerotiniaceae.